AUGGCGCCCACGAAGCUAAAGCUUGUUCAAGUUCAAUUCGAAUCUGUUUUUGCUUUUAUAUUUCCUUGUCUAAAUGUCUGCAAAUCACUUAGGCGAUACGAGCAGAGUGGAGGAUGGAUCAAAGCACUGUUAGAAGAAGCUGAAAAUGAGAGGAUGCAUCUUAUGGCUUUCAUGGAAGUAGCGAAGCCUAAAUGGUACGUCCCUGCUAUUGCCAUUGAUUCCUACACUGAGUUCCUCAAGGAAUUGGACAAGGGUAAUAUUGAGAACGUCCCUGCUCCUGCUAUUGCCAUUGAUUACAAGGCUUAA
Messenger RNA from Nicotiana attenuata, 306 nucleotides. RefSeq names its product ubiquinol oxidase 2, mitochondrial-like. NCBI's taxonomy places the organism in Eukaryota, Viridiplantae, Streptophyta, Magnoliopsida, Solanales, Solanaceae. Gene Ontology annotation, molecular function: alternative oxidase activity. The record is from RefSeq and is a predicted model, not a curated record. Gene Ontology annotation, biological process: alternative respiration. The transcript has a single exon. The coding region runs from base 1 to 306 and encodes 101 amino acids. Gene Ontology annotation, cellular component: mitochondrion.